This is a messenger RNA of Cherax quadricarinatus, 1460 nucleotides long. Its product is annotated as actin-binding protein WASF2-like. The record is from RefSeq and is a predicted model, not a curated record. NCBI's taxonomy places the organism in Eukaryota, Metazoa, Arthropoda, Malacostraca, Decapoda, Parastacidae.
GCAUAUAUAUAUGUUGAGGACGACUCACAAGAGCACACAACGGACACGCUACCUCUGAUCCACUCCAAAAUGAAAUAUACGUGGCUUCUUCUGCUGUUCUGCAUGGUGGUGACUGUGGUUCUAGCUGCUCCAGACUCCCAGUACGGUGCCCCAGCUCCUCCACCCCAGUACGGUGCCCCAGCUCCUCCACCUCCCCCUCCAAUGCAUUAUGGCAGCUACGCUCCCCCGCCUCCCCCACCUCCUCCACCUGCCCCGCCUUCGCCGGCUCCCGGGAAGAAAGGUGGUGGCAAGGGAGAUGAGUUGGUCAGCCUUUUGGGCACUCUGUUGAAAGCACUCUUGGGCAAGAAAGGUGGUGGCAAGAAAGCUGCUGCCCCUGAACCUGCCCCGCCUCCUCCGCCUCCACCUCCUCCUCCUCCUCCUCACUACGGCGGCUAUGGCGGCUAUGGCGGCUACGGCCGGUAGACUGGAGGUUACCUGGAGGUUAUUCCGGGGAUCAACGCCCCCGCGGCCCGGUCCAUGAGCAGGCCUCCCGGUGGAUCAGGGCCUGAUCAACUGUUUUCUCCUCAUUAUUCAUUUUCCUCUGCAUUCAUCCAUCAUAUUUAUCAACAUUGUUGACCGUAGUAUAAAAUAAACUAAAGAAAAAGACGAAAUAAAACAUAGUAUAUUACAAAAUCUUGAAAGUGUCAGAGAUGUAAGUGUGAAAUAUGUCAAUGACCCGAAUUCCUCGAGGAAGACCAACACUGUGUACUAACUGUCUGACCAGUAGGAGAUUAUGAACCUUUGAACAAUGUUCAGUACAUCGGGAAGACGUUUAACGACAUCUUCCCAAUUCGUUAGCACUACAUUACCCGUGUGGGCACCAGGGUGGUAGACAACAACCAUCCAGGGAGGUGCUGCGGUCCUGUCAAAUGAGUGUCAAAGAGUAACUCACCCAAGCUAAAUUGUCUCCUCUACCUACCUCCCUCAAUUACAAAAUUUCAUUCGAUCCAUUUCACCUUUGUUUUCGUAAACAAAGAAGCAAUAUGCUUGCUGUGUAUGACAUUUGAUUUAGAAAACAUUUCAUCCACCAGGAACUUCACCAAUUUAUAAAGUUCCUGGUAAACGAAACAUUUUCUCCAUGAAAAGUAAAAAGUUGUGGUUAAAGACACACGAGCAAACAUUUAGGGCAUUUUAUUAUAGCAACAUUUCGGUCCUGGAAACCGAACACGGUCCCAAAACCGAAACUUUUCCAUAAUCUAAGAAAAAGUUCUUUAUGUUUGUUUAUGUGGCUUCACAACUUGCAGGGAUUACAUAAAAAUUUUUUACACCAGAAUACCAUUAAUUGCAUACGAAUAUUGUUUCUUGUUUACAUGUUUUCGGUAUAUAUUUUACCACUUAUACAUAUCACUUGUAUUUUGUAUUCAUUUACUGAAAUAUUCUGUACUUCCCUAUACUAGUCAGUAGAUAGCAAAUGUACGUAG